Molecule: messenger RNA, 5277 nt
Organism: Falco peregrinus (peregrine falcon)
Lineage: Eukaryota; Metazoa; Chordata; Aves; Falconiformes; Falconidae
Gene: IFT140
Product: intraflagellar transport 140
Exons: 31
Coding region: 513-5072 (1519 amino acids)
Biological process (GO): intraciliary retrograde transport
Cellular component (GO): intraciliary transport particle A; ciliary basal body; axoneme
Molecular function (GO): protein binding
Source: RefSeq, a predicted model, not a curated record
GGGGCAUCGCGGCGGCAGCCCUCGCUGCUCCUGCUGCCUUGUGCCCGUCGGGGUAUGAGGAGUAGGCUGGGGGACGCUCUACCCUGGAGCUCUAGGCGCUCUCCUCGGAACCGGCUGGGACAGCGCCGGGGCGCCCGCCGGGCCCGUGCUUUGCUGUGCCGUGGGGCUACUACCGAGCAUGGCUCCUUGGCCUCAGCCUACCGCUCCUUGCUAGUCGGGGUGGGGGGGUGAGGGGGCAGUUCUGAACGAGAACGGCCCGCGCGGGCCCCGCCUGCCGCCUCUGGUGGGGCUGGGCCGCCCCGCAGGAGCCCCACCGGCCGCAGCGCUGCGGCUCGCUUGGCAGCACGCUGCUUACCGGCGAAAGGGUUAGAUCAGUUCUUCGUAAAGGUUACUAGUAACUCACGUGAAGUUAGGCACGUGUAACCUCCUGGGAAGACCUAGUGUCUUCGCAGCUUCCCGUGUUCUUGCAGAGCUUACACUUGUGUUUGCAACCUGUGACAGCUGUUGUUGUGAUGGCUGUGUAUGUGGAUCAUCGAACAGAAGCUCCGGAUUCAGUUGCCUCCCCUUCUCAUAUAGCCUGGCACCCGCUUCAUCCACUCCUGGCAGUUGCUUCCAUCAGCACAGCGUCUGGGGGCUGUGUGGAUAUCUACCUGGAACAGGGAGAACAUGUGUCUGAUGCACACGUUGAGAGAAGUUUUCAGGUCACAUCAGUUUCCUGGCACCCUUCCAGACCAAUUCUUGCAGCAGGCUGGGAGACGGGAGAAGUUGUGAUACUUAACAAACAAGACAAGGAGCAUCACACUGUACCACCACAUCAUAAUACCAAAAUUACAGUCCUAAACUGGAGUACGAAUGGUACCUGCCUUGUGUCUGGUGAUGGGCAUGGUGUCUUGGCUCUAUGGAGAGUGGACCAGCGAGGCAGAGUGCAGGGUCCUGCCCUGCUAAAACAGGAGUAUGGGAAAUGUCUGUGUCACUGUGUCUUUCGACCACCACCUCCUGGCGAGGACUUUGUACAGCUGGCAAAAGCAGCUGUGAGUGGUGAUGAGAAGGCCUUGGAUAUGUUUAACUGGAGAAAAGCUGGAGCAGGAACAACUCUGAAAAUGGGACUCCAGGAAGGGCUCUCCUACUUUAUCACUUUGACAGAUGGUUCUGUGCAUUAUGUGAAUGAGAAAGAAAAGAUACGGCAUGUAUUGUCCACAGACAGUCUGGUCCAAAAGCUUCUGUUCAUAGAGGAAAGAGAUGUUUUAGUUGUAAUAACGGAGAACCUGCAGCUGUCCUUGCAUGCAGUUACUCUUGAGGGAGAGACAGAAGAGCUCAUGAAGGUGAAGUUGAGUGGGAAGAUCGGUCGUUCUGCAGACAUCAUUUUGAUAGACCGUAGUCUUGUUGUUACAGCACUAGGUGAGACUGUCAUCAGGUUCUGGGAUUUGGACCGAGACGAGAACUAUAUGAUCUCCUUAGAUGUGCAAUUUGGCUUUGAGGGAGGCGAAUGUAUUAACUGUGUUUCUUACUGCAGUGCUAAAGGUCUCUUAGCAGCUGGUACUAACAAAGGGAGAAUAGCUAUGUGGAAGAAAGCAGCAGGAUCCAAUCAAAGCAUACGGGCUUUGGAGGGCAAGGACAGGUGGAAUCUCCAGGCACCUACAGAACUUGAAGGAAACGUGUCUCAGAUAAAGUGGGGCUCCCGAAAAAACCUGCUGGCCGUGAACACCACCAGCUCUGUGGUGAUCCUCAGUGAGCAGGCCAUGUCGUCUCAUUUUCAUCAGCAAGUGGCUGUUGUCCAGGUGUCUCCUAACCUGUUUAAUGUGACCAUCUUCAGCACAGGAACCACACACACUCUUUGUGUUGAUAUGAGUGUUAAUGGAGUCUUCGCUACUAAGGAUGCUGUAGUAUUCUGGAAUGGGAAGCAAGUUACUGUCUUUGAGUGCUCAGGAGAUACCUUCAGAAAUGCAGGCUCUUUUCUCUGUGACUCUCCAGUUCUGUCUGUUCAUGGAGAAAAUCUGUACACAGUUGAGCCAUAUCGAGUCCAGGUCCGCACCUGGCAGGGCACAGUUAAACAGCUACUGGUGUUCUCUGAAGCAGAGGGGAAUCCAUGCCUCUUGGAUAUAUGUGGAAAUUUCCUGGUUGUGGGAACGGAUUUGGCUCACUUUAAAAUCUUUGAUCUCUCUCGCAGAGAGGCAAAAGUGCACUGCAAUAGCAAGAAUUUCUCCGAGCUGUUUCCUGGCCUUGGAGGCAUUGCAUCUGUCAAAUGCAAUGCUAAUGGCAAUAAAGUCAGCAUCCUUGUUAGCAAGGCAGAUGGGAAUGUUGAUUCCAAGAUCUGUUUCUAUGAUGUUGAAAUGGACCAAGUUACAUUCUUUGAUUUCAAGGCUGAAAAGGGAAAUGUUAGAGAGAAGCUUUCAUCUGGACAAAGCAUUGACAAGUCUGUUGUGGAGUAUCCAGAGUUGCAGUGGCAUGUCCCUGCUUGCCAUUUCUGGGACCAGAGUGAACCAAGGCUUUUUGUGUGUGAAGCAAUUCUUGAAACAGGCCUACAAACUCCAGACCAGAAUAAAAACAAGACCGAGAGCACAGUGGAUGUUUGGAUUAUAUCAUUCUUCAGUACUGAAGAGCAUGGCCUUUUGCUUCAGGACAGUUUUCCAUUGCCUUCAUCCUACCAAGUUCUUCUGGGCAUGGAGGUGCCACAUUAUUACUUUGCAAAAAAGUUGUUUUUUCGGAGGGGAUAUGUCUAUAAACCUCUGGGAGAAAGUGAGAAUGGACAAGCAGAGUCUGGUGCAAUAAAGGUGUCUCAGAUGGUUGCGAGAAGGCCCAUGAGAGAUUUCAUUGGAUUAGGAGACUGUGAUAAGACUACCCGGGAUGCUGUGCUGAACUUCAGCUUCUAUCUCACUGCUGGCGACAUGGAUGAGGCCUUCAAAUCCAUCAAACUGAUAAAAAGUGAAGACGCCCCCGAGCAGCACGUAGGCAGCGGGUGGAGGCUGGGAAGGGUGCCCCGUGCCAGCCCUGUCAUGUUUACUUCAGGUGAGGCUGUCUGGGAGAACAUGGCUCGCAUGUGCGUGAAGACUCAGAGGCUCGACGUUGCCAAAAUUUGCCUUGGAAACAUGGGUCACGCAAGAGGAGCCAAGGCAUUGAGGGAGGCUGAACAAGAACCAGAGCAGGAGGCCAGAGUGGCCGUGCUGGCCAUUCAGCUGGGCAUGCUGGAGGAUGCAGAGCGACUGUACAAGGCUUGCAAACGCUAUGACCUCCUGAACAAGUUCUAUCAAGCUUCAAACCAGUGGCAGAAAGCCAUCGAAACAGCUGAAGCUCACGAUCGGGUUCACCUUCGCACCACCUACUACAACUACGCUAAGCACCUGGAGGCAACCGGAGAGCACAGUCUUGCACUCGCCCACUAUGAGAAGUCAGACACGCACAGGUUCGAGGUACCCCGAAUGCUCACUGAAGACUUACAGGCCUUGGAGAACUACGUCAACAAGAUGAAAGACAAGAGCCUGUGGAAAUGGUGGGCACAGUAUCUGGAGAGCCAAUCUGAAAUGGAAUCUGCGCUAAAAUACUACGCACUGGCUCAGGAUUAUUUUUCCCUAGUCCGUGUCCACUGCUUUCAGGGCGACAUUCAGAAGGCUGCUGAAAUAGCAAAUGAAACAGGGAACUGGGCAGCAUCGUAUCACCUGGCCCGCCAGUAUGAGAGUCAGGAUGAAAUCAAGCAGGCCGUGCACUUCUACACCAGGGCCCAGGCGUUUAACAACGCCAUCCGCCUGUGUAAGGAGAACAAUUUAGAUGAUCAGCUGAUGAACCUGGCUCUUCUGAGCUCUCCAGAAGACAUGAUAGAGGCAGCACGCUAUUAUGAGGAAAAGGGGGAGCAGAUGGACAGAGCCGUCAUGUUAUACCACAAGGCAGGACAUUUCUCCAAAGCACUGGAGCUAGCCUUUGCCACGCAGCAGUUUGGGGCCCUGCAGCUAAUUGCUGAAGACCUGGAUGAGAAAUCAGACCCAGCUCUGCUAGCGCGCUGUUCGGAUUUUUUUAUUGAACAUGCUCAGUACAAGAAGGCAAUGGAGUUGCUGCUAACAGCCAAAAAGUACCACGAAGCUCUGCAGCUCUGCCUGAAGCAGAACCUGACCAUCACAGAGGAGAUGGCCGAGAAGAUGACGGUCUCCAAGGAGUCCCAGGACCUCUCUGAGGAGUCCCGGAGAGAGCUGUUGGAGCAAAUCGCCGAUUGCUGCAUGAGACAAGGCAAUUACCACAUGGCGACCAAGAAAUACACACAAGCAGGAAACAAGCUAAAGGCUAUGAGGGCACUGCUGAAAUCUGGAGAUACCGAGAAAAUUAUCUUCUUUGCGGGAGUUUCCAGACAGAGAGAGAUUUAUAUCAUGGCAGCCAACUACCUCCAAUCGCUGGACUGGCGUAAGGACCCAGAGAUUAUGAAGAACAUCAUUAGCUUCUAUACUAAAGCGCGGGCCCUGGACCUUCUGGCAGGUUUCUAUGAUGCAUGUGCUCAGGUACUUCCCCCUCCUGUGACUGCUGAAGGUGUUUGGUUUGCUAGCCAGACAGCAAGGCGGUCAACUCUUCUCCUCUUGCAGGUAGAAAUUGAUGAGUAUCAGAACUAUGAGAAAGCACAAGGAGCACUGACAGAAGCAUACAAGUGCCUUUCAAAAGCAAAGACUAGAAGCCCUCUGGAACAGGAAAGCAAACUAGCACAUUUGCAAAGCAAGAUGACCCUGAUUAAGCGAUUCAUCCAUGCUCGGAGAGUUUACGCCGAAGAUCCCGAAGAAGCAGUGAGACAGUGUGAACUUCUCCUAGCCGAGCAAGAUUUUGACAGUGCCAUCCAUCUCGGCCACAUCUUGGGAUUUCUGGUCCAACACUAUGUACAAGUGGAGGAAUUCCACAUGGCUUACCGGUAUCUGGAAGAGAUGCAGAAAAGAAUUCCAGCCACAAACCUGAGCAACUACGUGACCCAGCAGACCAUCGAGGCCGUUCACCGAGGAGCAGGCAUUCCUGUAAGCCGAGCGCUAGUUCCAGAGCAAACUUGCCACAGCAGCACGGAGAACAAGGAUGUGGAAGAGGUGGCUGAUGAAGUGGAGGAUCCUUGACAACUUACGCUUUUACCAAACACAAAGUUGAUUUUAAUACCAGGUCAUUUAUUCUGUUCUUGUUAGGGGUCAUGUAUUAGUGAACACAAUGCUGCAACAAGGCUUUUUGGUUAUUACCAAGAAUUUAUUUUUUCUGCUUGACUGUACAAGCAACAGUAUUGAAGUUAAUUACUUCAAACACUACAUAAAAAGAUUCACAAACUGG